AUGAAUCCUUGUCCUAAGCUGCGUUUCAACAGCUCAAUAUCAACAAUAAAGAAGGACCAAAAUGAUGCAAAAGUUAUUGAUCAGAAGCAACGUAAAAUAACAGUAAAAGCAGUCCAAACUCCUGAAAAAGUAUUACAGGAAUAUCAGAAUAGUAAUUCUUUAAUAACUCCAGAAGCUAUACAAAAAGUAAAUCUGAACAAGUGUCCUGUGCAAAGUAAUGUUAGGAAAUUGAGAGCAAGUAACAAUCAACCAAGUGAUGCAAAAGCAAUUGUUUAUAAACAACAUAACAUAACAGCAGGAAAGGAAGUCCAAUCUUCUGGAAAAUUGUUACAGGAAUUCAAGAAUCCCAACACUCCACAGGCUUCAGAAAGAUUACAAAGGGAAGAUCUGAACUCUUGUCCUGUGCAAAGUUUGGCCAAGUCAUUGUCAACAAGUAAGGACAAACCAAGUUCUGCUAAAGAUAUUGUUCGUAAACAGCAUAACAUAGAAGCAGAAAAGGAAGUCAAACCCUCUGAAAAAUUGUUACAGGAAAUCAAGAAAUCGAACUCUCUAUCUACUCGAGAGGCAAAGUCUAGGGUAAGUCUGGACGUGUUUCCUGUACAAAGUGUAGACAAGUCUAUUUCACCAAGUGAUGCAAAAGCUAUUGUCCUGAAACAACAUGACAUACCAGUAAUAGUCCAGUCCCCUGGAAAUGCCACUGUGAACAAUUUGAACAGCAAUUCUUUACAAAGGCUAGAACUAUUACAAAGAAUAAAUCUAGACUUUAGUCCUGUGCCAAAAUUCGGCAAGUCGGCGUCAGCAAGUAGGACGAAUUUAAGUGAUUUAAAAUCAAAGGUUCAUAAAAAACAUGUUAUAAAUGCAGAAAAAGAAGUCUCAUCUCCCAAAAUAGUCUUAGAGAAAAAUGGGAACCGUAAUUCUUUACCUACUCCAGAACUAUUGCAAAGGGUAAAGCUGAACCCUUGUUCUGUCCAAAGAUUCACAAAGUCAACGCCAGCAAGUAGAAAGGAAGAAAGAGAUGUAAGAUCUAUGGUUCAUAAACAACAUGUCAUUAUCGACAAAGAAGUCCAAUCUCCCAGAAAAGCUGAAGAUAACAAUCUAUACAGUUACUCUUUACCUACUCCAGAACUAUUGCCAAAGGUAAAUCCAAACCCUAUUCCUAUGCAAAGAUUCAAGAAGUCAUCUUCAGCAAGUAUACAAAGACUAAUUGAUGAAAAAGCCAUGGUUCAUAAACAACCUGUCAUUAUAGACAAAGAAGUCCAAGCCCCCAGAAAAGCCAAACAGAACAAUCUAAACAGUUAUCCUUUAUCUACUCCAGAACUAUUACCAAGGGUAAAUCCAAACCCUAGUCCUAUGCAAAGAUUCAAGAAGUCAUCUUCAGCGAGUAUGCAAAAACUAAGUGAUGAAAAGGCUAUGGUUCAUAAACAUGUCAUAACCACAGAAAAUGAAGUACAAUCUCCCAGAAAAAUCUUGAAGAAAAAUGAGAACUGUAAUUCUUUACCUACUCCAGAACUAUUACAAAGGGUAAAUCUAAAAUCUAUUCCUAUGCAAAAAUUCAGGAAGUCAUCUUCAGUGAGUAUACAAAAACUAAGUGAUGAAAAAGCUAUGGUUCAUAAACAUGUCAUAACUACAGAAAAAGAAGUCCAAUCUCCCAGAAAAAUCUUAAAGAAAAAUGAGAACUGUAAUUCUUUACCCACUCCAGAACUAUUACAAAUGGUAAAACAAAACCCUUGUCCUGUGCAAGAUUUUAACAAAUCAUUGCCAGCAAGUACAAAGAACCUAAGUGAUGUAGAAUUGACUAAAGAACCUCGCAUUACAGAAGUAAAAGAAAUCCAAAGUAUUGACUCACAAAUAUUAAGGAAUCGUGAAUCGUUUCCAGCUGCUGAAGAUGCUGAUGAGUCUGAUGAAGAUUGCCUUUCGAUAUUUGUGGAUGAUAAAUUAUUGAGUCCGCCAGUAGAAACAGAGUAUUCUAGCCACUCACUUGAUGGGGAAAUAAUUCCUCAGAGAAUAAAUACUGAAUUUAAAAAAGAUAAAGCAUUUGAUGGUGUUGGUGGAUCAAAAUUGACAGAUGAUUCAAAAAGAGAAAGAACGACAUCAACAGAAAGUGCUAAAACGGCAACAAGCUACAUCCACUGGACACCAAAUCUAGUUUAUGAUGCUGGGAAUUGGGUGAAAGCAAAUACUAGUAUGACUUCAAUAAUGAGUGGUGCUGAAGCUUCCUUUAAAAGUGAAUCCCCCGAAAUCCAAAACUCGAGUUCUACAGUUUAUUUGCCAAACUUCUACGCAGAACACAAAGAUGCGAUUGAAAAUGAUCAAGAAGCUACCAGUUUAGAAACAGUUACACAGAAAGAUGAUAAGGUAGAUGACAGAAAAGUUUCAAAUAAUUACAUAUCUCAAAUUACAUUGGACAAGAUAGUUCCAAAGGGAGAUAAAGUAAAAGUAGAAGAAACUGUCUUACGAACAGUGGUAAACAAAAGUAACAAUGAAUGGGCUACUUACAAAGAAAGAAAUCAAACAGAAGAAAGAAAUAUACAGGCUCAAAUUCACGUACCAGCUAACCAAACUGAAAAGGCAACGAAGAUAUUACAACCUUUGUUUACCACAGUGUUAAAGAGCAUUGUAGACAUUGUUAAAAUCGCCAACGAACUAGAGUGCUUCAGUCUCCGUGUGAUAUUAAAAGCUGUGUUGGUGUUGUUACAUAAAUUUUCAUCGGAACAUACUGAAGAGAAUCCAACAGCGGCUUGGAUGCACAAAGCUGUGUACAAUGUCACUUUACCAAAUAAAAGAAGUCCAUUUGUACACCCAAAAAUUCAAUCUCUUCUUCUUCUCUUGCACAUGAUCAUUGAUAAAUUUACCAAUGAAAAAAACGCUGAAGAGAAGAGGAAAUUUGUGGAAGAGGGACUUUAUUUCAUGGAAUUGGCAUUUCUUGAUACAAUCCUGGAAUUCAGACAAUCGAAAGCAAUAUUCUGGCUAACCAUUGGUAUGAUCUACACUAUACUGGCUCGACACUACGGUUUCUUAGCGAGGGUGCGAAAGUUGAUGUACGACAUGUUCUACUGCUUCACCCGACGCUCUCUAGUUGUAGCUCAUGCAAUGUUGCUAUUAUGGCCUUCUGUGUUACCCCCAAAACCCAUUGAGUUCUAUUCUGAUGAUCCAUUGAGGCUUUGUAUAAUCCGGCAGUUAACUUGUCCGCCAAAAUUUAACCAGGUGGGACCAAAUGUUCAUAUUCGAAAUUUGCAACGUUUCAUGAUGACUAAGUACAGAUACAAGGAAGACACUGUAGACCCAGAAAAGCUGUUCAAUUUGUGCAUGGAACAUCUUGAACAACAAGGUGUGUACAAAGCUGCUGUGUUGAUGAUCAAGCGCCAGCCCCCGGAAUGGUUCUUGGGCCGGCCUUAUAAGGAGCUGUUGGACAAGGUCAGGAGCUGGUGGAAGGGAGGAGAAGAGUGCAGUGACGUCGAAGCAGUUAAUGCUGUCAAUAUACUCUGUACGGCGUUAAGACCACAAGACAUUUUAUGUCCUAAGGUUCAAACUGAAUUGAGAAGAACCCUCAGUCUCCUGGAAGAUAUCUUGCUUGAUGAAUGGACGCCAAUUUGGAUGCAAGAGGUGAUUGUAAAGAACAUCUGUCUCCUAACUAGACUCAACCAUGUGGAGUGUUUGAAAACUAUCGUAAAGUGGAAACCGUCAGAGGUCUCUGAAGACGUGGUGGAUCAUAUUCAUCAUGAUGUGAUCAACAAACAGACCAAAGAAUGGUGGACUUCAGCAGUUGGUUCUUCGUUUCUCAGGCCUUCGUAAAACCUCUAGUCGUUCAUAGGAUCCUCAAACGUGAUAGAACUGUACAGUUAGUGCAAUAAUUGUUUUUAUGUUAAUGUUUUUUUAUUUCCAGAAAAUAUGUAAAGUUUGUUUUUAUUACUGAUGUAUAAUUUUAAGUAUUAUUUUAUUGAAAUUUUUAGGAAACACACCGUAAGAGUUUUAUGUGUUUUUUAAUGUGGAUGAAAACUACAUAUUUUUCAAAUAUCUAAAAUCUUAGAAGGUAGUUGAAGUCAAGCCUUUUUUGUUAUUGGAGAAAUUAAAAUGAUACUAUUUAAA
Messenger RNA from Macrosteles quadrilineatus (aster leafhopper), 4086 nucleotides. RefSeq lists its product as uncharacterized. The transcript has 8 exons. Lineage: Eukaryota; Metazoa; Arthropoda; Insecta; Hemiptera; Cicadellidae. The coding region runs from base 1 to 3792 and encodes 1263 amino acids. The record is from RefSeq and is a predicted model, not a curated record.